Symbiodinium pilosum is the source of this 1068-nucleotide messenger RNA. The record is from the annotation of a GenBank genome assembly. NCBI's taxonomy places the organism in Eukaryota, Dinophyceae, Suessiales, Symbiodiniaceae.
GCAAAGUACGACAGCUCCGGCGAUGGCGUCCUUCAGGAAGAGGAGAUGAAGCUGCUUUUCGAGAAGUUGGGUCUCAAGAAGAAGGAAAUCAGCGAACUCUUCGAAGCUGCUGAUGCGAACAAAGAUGGAGUGGUCCAAGUCCAUGAGUUCAUCUCGUGGCUACUAAAAAACUCGCCACAGGUUUCAUAUGUUCAGACAAAGAAGGGCGUGGAUGUCACCAUCACCAACACCACCAAACAUGGAAAGCAGUUCACACUCAGCUUCAAGAAGUGCAAGAAUGUAACAUUUCCAGAGGGCAACCCGGCUACCUUCGUGCUUUCGCCGGGGGAGCAGAUCACGAAGACCGUCUGCCUCAUCGAGGAGGUGGGAACAGCCUGGAGGUGGAACUCAAGCUGGGCCUCCCGUGGUUGCUACAUUGCCGCGGAGGACGACCCCAACGCUUUCAAAGAUGCCAACUUUCCAUGCGACGGCUCCAGCAUCGGGAGCAGCACUUCACAAUGGUCAGUCGGCAAACCCGAUACUUGGGUGCGAGCGCGCCUCCUGGGAGAUCCCGAGACUGCGUGCCUCUUCGACCAGAUUCGCCCGCAGGACAUCCUCCAAGGCAAUGUUGGCGACUGCUGGCUGAUGUCUGCAUUGUCUGCCUUAGCAGAAUACCCGCAGCGCAUCAAAUACCUCUUUCCCAACACAAGGCAGCUCACAGAGGACGGGAAGUACGAGGUGCGUCUUUACAGUCUGGAGAAAGGUGACUGGGAGGAGAUAGUGGUUGACGAGUUCAUUCCCUGCAACAUCAAAGGGGCAGCUCCAACACCCACCUUUUCCAAGCCUUUGAGUGAAGAGAUCUGGGUCCAGCUCAUCGAGAAGGCCUGUGCAAAAUUCUGCGGCAGCUAUGGUGCCCUCUCGGGCGGUAACGCUGGUUGGGCCUUCCAGGCUCUGACGGGUGAAGUGCACUUGCUGUCCUACCAGAAGAUAGAGGAAGGUCUUUGGCGUCGGCGCCGUAUGGACCCAAAGGAGCAGCUGAAGCGCGGUCCUCGUAAGCCGACGAAUGUCUACUGGCGCUGGAAGAACAAG